AUGUCGAGAGAUGAAUAUAGUGUGGUCGUCGAAGUGGAUGACGAAUCUCCUGUUCGAAGAGAAGAGCUAGAGUUUCAAGAUUUUUCUUCUACUUCUGGAGUUGGUGGUAACAUAUCUCAAGAUAAACAAGCAAACUCUAGUGGUGAUGGAUUUAACAAUGCAACAUUUUUCGAUCCACAUCAGUCAAUUCGAAAUGAAUCACAAGGCGGUUCAUACCCUUUUUGGUCAAUUGAAUAUUAUGCUCAAUAUUUCGAUGUAGAUACCGAUCAGGUUCUUGAAAGAGCAUCUAAAAGUCUUUUUCCAAAAGAUAAUUUUGAUGAUGUAGUCGGGCCAAAUCCUGAUUUAUAUGGACCUUUUUGGAUAUCCACAACUGUUAUAUUCUUACUUUUUGUAACAGCGACAAUUGCCAAAUCAAUUGCGGCUAUUAUUUCAAAGAAAAAUCCUAAUUAUGAUAUUACAAUUUUAUCUUUUGGUUUUGCUGCUAUUUACACAUAUACUUUUGUUAUACCGUUUAUUGUUUGGGGUUCAUUAAAAUAUCUUGGCUGUAGACCUUCAUUAUUGUAUACUACUGGUUUAUAUGGUUAUGGUUUAACUGUAUGGUUGCCUAUUUCUAUCAUUAGUGUUAUUCCUUCCGACACGGUUCGAUGGGGUCUUGUGAUUUUUGGAUUUGCAAUUUCAGGAUUUUUCAUAGCAAGAAAUCUUUAUCCAGUUAUAUCAAGAGCUGAUUCGAAAACUUCUAGAUUAUUCUUAAUCAUUGUGAUAGCAGCUCAUGCUUCAUUCUCUUUAUUACUUAAGUUCAAAUUUUUUUCAUAUCAAGUAGAUUGGGAGAAAACUAAUCCUAAAAAUUAA
Molecule: messenger RNA, 849 nt
Organism: Funneliformis mosseae
Lineage: Eukaryota; Fungi; Glomeromycota; Glomeromycetes; Glomerales; Glomeraceae
Source: the annotation of a GenBank genome assembly